Molecule: messenger RNA, 974 nt
Organism: Dichomitus squalens LYAD-421 SS1
Lineage: Eukaryota; Fungi; Basidiomycota; Agaricomycetes; Polyporales; Polyporaceae
Exons: 3
Coding region: 82-789 (235 amino acids)
Source: RefSeq, a predicted model, not a curated record
UUGCUCCACUCCUUCUUUGCUCUCCAGGACGACGAGGUCGUUUCAAUCUUCAAACUCCAGCGGACCCUGCAGACCUUUGCAAUGCUUGCUUCUUUGCCUGUGCACCUGCUCCUGCUCACCUUUGCGUCCUACGUCUCGGCCGCGGCAUCCCUCACGCCUCCGCCUGUCUCCGCGUCCGACACCUCUGGCUCGCUCAGUCUCUCCUUGACCCCCACCUCCUCUGCGAAGGUCAGCGCGUCAGGUAGCGGACCAUCGUCCGCAAGCGGGAACAUCAGCUCGACAGCGACCUCGUCAGCGCAGUUCCCCAGCUUGAGCGGGCUGUCUGAUUGUGCAAGCCAGUGCUUUGACCUUGCGAUUGGGCAGGACAACUGUACGAGUGUCAUCCAGGUGAACUGUUAUUGUGCAAACUCGACGCGCUUCACCUCCGGGCUCGUUGACUGCAUCUCCUCUUCCUGCUCCUCGAGCGAUCUCUCUCCCGCGGAGAGCAUCGCCGAGCAGUUCUGCGCCCAGGCGUCGACGAGCACAUUCCUCUCCUUCCCUACACCCCCGCCUUCCGGCAGCGCCACGAGCUUUUCGAACCCGUUCUCAUCCUCGUCUGCGGUCGGGUCGUCCAACAGCUCCUCGUUGAGCGGGAGUGGGAGCGCGACUGUCCCCCCGACGUCUUCGGCUUCGGCUUCGGCUUCUGGCAGUGGUAAUGGGACGGUUCGUUUGAGCCUGCCCAUCCAGGAGCUAAUGGUCGCGGGCGUGGUGGGCUUGGGAGGCGCGCUUCUAGGUCUGCUCAUUGCCUGAGUAACAGCUGAGCCACGAAAAGGACAUAGCUUGGUGUUACCCGCUGUCUGUUUUCUGUGCGAUGUUUUGGUGUGUCGGACUCGGAGCUAAUUGGACCAGUGUCGUUAACACUUUCUACCUUGCCAGUUCUGCAAUGUCUAUGUUCACCCGCUAUCGUUCUUGAUACCACCCGCACGCGUUACCCC